AAGAAGCAAGUGAGUCAAACAAAGAUCCGGGUGAUCUCUACCAUCCUCUUUAUCCUGGCAGGCUGCAUUGUCUUUGUGACCAUUCCUGCAGUCAUCUUCAAGCACAUCGAGGGGUGGACAGCCCUGGAGUCCAUCUACUUCGUGGUUGUCACCCUGACCACCGUGGGCUUCGGUGACUUUGUGGCAGGAGGAAAUGCUGACAUCCAUUACCGGGAGUGGUAUAAACCCUUAGUGUGGUUCUGGAUCCUUGUUGGCCUUGCCUAUUUUGCUGCUGUCCUGAGUAUGAUUGGAGACUGGUUAAGAGUCCUGUCCAAGAAGACAAAAGAAGAGGUCGGCGAAAUAAAAGCCCACGCAGCAGAGUGGAAAGCGAACGUGACGGCAGAGUUCAGAGAGACGCGGAGGCGGCUGAGCGUGGAGAUCCACGACAAACUGCAGCGGGCAGCCACCAUCCGGAGCAUGGAGCGCAGGCGCCUGGGCCUGGACCAGCGCGCCCACUCCUUGGACAUGCUCUCCCCAGAGAAGCGCUCGGUCUUCACUGCCUUGGAAACGGGGCGCUUCAAGGCCUCAUCUCAGGAAAGCAUCAACAACAGGCCCAACAACCUGCGCCUUAAAGGGUCAGAUCAGCUCAACAAGCACGGGCAGGGGGCGUCCGAGGACAAUAUCAUUAACAAGUUUGGUUCGUCGGCGAAGAUGACCAAAAGAAAAAACAAGGACCUCAAAAAGAGCAUCCCCGAGGAUGUGCGUAAGAUUUACGAGACCUUCCGAAACUACUCCCUGGACGAAGAGAAGAAGGAAGAGGAGACAGAGAAGAUGUGCAAUUCUGAGAACUCUUCUAGCACGGCAGUCCUGACCAACUGCAUCCAGCAGCACUCGGACCUGCAGAACGGAGUGAUCCCCACUGAAACCAAAGAAAAGGAACACGAAAACAAAGCGUUACUUGAAGACGGGAAUUAAAUGUAAAAGAUGCUUGACUUGAAUUAACAAUGUUAGUGUUUUUAUAUACAUAUAUAUAUUGAGACACGUGCCUUAUACAGACUCCUUAUUCAGUCUGAAUUAUAUAGCAUCGAAGAAUAUUUCACUGUGCCAUAAAGACUCGAGCUUGCUCUGCCAAAACAAAUCAGGAACACAGCGCUGCAGAAUGGCAACAGAAAGCUACGCACACGGAAAUUUCAGUCUGUAUAAGAUUACCAGGGCGAGACACGAAGGAAGAGACUGAACCAUGGCAAUACCACCAUGGCGUGAUACGAGAAAAAGGGCA
Mesitornis unicolor (brown roatelo) is the source of this 1258-nucleotide messenger RNA. RefSeq names its product potassium channel, subfamily K, member 10 (gene KCNK10). NCBI's taxonomy places the organism in Eukaryota, Metazoa, Chordata, Aves, Mesitornithiformes, Mesitornithidae. The transcript is spliced from 3 exons. The record is from RefSeq and is a predicted model, not a curated record. Gene Ontology annotation, molecular function: potassium ion leak channel activity. The annotation marks the transcript as partial. Gene Ontology annotation, cellular component: membrane. Gene Ontology annotation, biological process: potassium ion transmembrane transport; stabilization of membrane potential.